Messenger RNA from Candidozyma auris, 783 nucleotides. RefSeq lists its product as uncharacterized. The record is from RefSeq and is a predicted model, not a curated record. Gene Ontology annotation, cellular component: kinetochore. Lineage: Eukaryota; Fungi; Ascomycota; Pichiomycetes; Serinales; Metschnikowiaceae. Gene Ontology annotation, biological process: attachment of mitotic spindle microtubules to kinetochore; kinetochore assembly; protein localization to kinetochore. The transcript has a single exon. The coding region runs from base 1 to 783 and encodes 260 amino acids.
AUGACGACCAUUCAAACAAUUGGCAAGGAUACGCUGAUUGGACAAGCGAAGGAGGUUUUCGAUAAUGCCAUCAGCUCCUCGAACUCCGGACUUCGAAACCCUUCCAAGAUCAAAGAAGAAAUCACCCAUCUCAAGCAUUUCUCCUCCAAGCUCAAGUUCCAAUAUUUGGAGCAGGAGACCAGAGAUAAAUUCUUAAGGCUACUCCUUAUUGAUGAGAAGAGCAUCUCAGAAGAGGAUAUAGAUAAUAUAGUUGGUGAAAAUGGUCAGCUCAAGGAGUCACUAAAACAGCUCAAGAGAGAGAUUGAGGCGCUGACAGAACAAGCUGAAAACGUGGCAGAGGAAGUCAUAAGAUUGAACGAAAAGCUCGCAAAAGAGAAGGAGGAAGCCCAAAAAGGAUUGGACGAAGCGGCGCAACUACAAAAAGAGCUCGAUCUGUUGAUGGAGGAGUCUGAGAAUGAACACUACAAGACGCUAUUCCAUUUCAAGAAGCUCAUAGACUCCGAUGAUAUAGGGCUUAGCGAAGCAAUCAGCAUUGCCAACAGCGCCGUGGAAAGUGACGAGGCCGCAUUGAAGGAGGUCAGAGAGAAACUAGAAAAGGCCAAGAGAGAGCUUGCAGAAAAGAAGAGCCAGGAAGAAGAAUUGAGGCGACGGGCAAGCGAUUUAAAAAACCAAGUCGAAGAUGGAGAAACGCAAGUGUUGAAGGGAGAGCAGCAGGAGUAUGCGCAGAAGUUAGGAGACGUCAAGGGGUUGCUCAGUCGAUUUGAAGGUAAUAUCCUGGUGUAG